UACUCCAACAAAGAGAUCUUCCUCAGGGAGCUCAUCUCCAAUGCCUCUGACGCUCUUGACAAAAUCAGAUACGAAAGCUUGACAGAACCCUCCAAACUGGACAGUGGCAAGGACCUGAAGAUCGAAAUUAUCCCCAACGUUCAUGAACGCACUCUUACCCUCAUUGACACGGGUAUUGGAAUGACCAAAGCCGAUCUCAUCAACAACUUGGGUACCAUCGCAAAGUCUGGGACAAAGGCCUUCAUGGAGGCUCUGCAGGUGAUGUGUCUGCCAGUGUUAGCAUGUUUAUCAGUAGAGAUGCACCGAAACCGAAA
This is a messenger RNA of Sinocyclocheilus rhinocerous, 314 nucleotides long. Its product is annotated as heat shock protein 83-like. The annotation marks the transcript as partial. The transcript has 2 exons. NCBI's taxonomy places the organism in Eukaryota, Metazoa, Chordata, Actinopteri, Cypriniformes, Cyprinidae. The record is from RefSeq and is a predicted model, not a curated record. Gene Ontology annotation, biological process: protein folding. Gene Ontology annotation, molecular function: ATP hydrolysis activity; ATP binding; ATP-dependent protein folding chaperone.